AUGACCAACCACUCAGUGGUAAUGGAAUUCUACCUUAUGGAGUUCUCCAACACCAGGGAACUCUGGGUCCUGCAUGCCUUUGUAUUUCUGAUAAUUUACUUGGAGACCAUCAUGGGGAAUCUUCUCAUCAUCAUCCUUGUCACUCUGGAUCAGAGUCUUCAUACCCCCAUGUACUUCUUCCUCCAGAACUUAUCUUUUCUUGAUUCUUGCCUCAUUUCAAUCACAGUCCCUAAAUUUAUUCUGAAUUCUUUAUCCCAUAAGAGCACAAUUUCUUUGUCAGGAUGUGUGUUGCAGGUCUUAUUGGUGAUUCACUUUGCUGGAUCUGAACUUUUCCUCCUCUCAGCUAUGUCCUAUGAUCGAUAUGUGGCCAUCUGUCAUCCUCUGCAUUAUGAGAUCAUAAUGAACAGGGGCUUCUGUGUGCAGAUGGCAGCUGCUUCCUGGUUUGCUGGGAGCAUUUUUGGGGUUCUUUACUCAGCUGGAACUUUCUCUCUGUCUUUCUGUGGAUCUAGGAAACUCCCACAUUUUUUUUGUGAUGUCCCAUCUCUUUUGAAGAUUUCUUGUUCUAAGAAGCAUAUUAUCAUUAAUGUCAGUGUAUCAAUCGGGGUCCUGUAUGCACUUUUAUGCUUAAUUUGUAUUGUUUUUUCAUACAUUUGCAUUUUCAAUAUAGUGCUGAGAAUGCCAUCAUUUCAAGGCAGGUCAAAAGCCUUCUCCACUUGCUUGCCCCAUCUGGUAGUUGUGACCACAUUUUUUAUGACAGGUGUCAUUGCCUAUUUGAAACCUGUCCCUGACUCCCCAGAUCUUCUUGAUUUUGUUAUGUCUGUUUUCUAUUGUGUUGUGCCUCCAUCAUUGAAUCCUAUAAUAUAUAGUUUAAGAAACAAGGAAAUCAAAGUAGCUUUAUGUAAGAUUCUUUGGAAACUAAGCCACUAUAAAUUCCAUGUGAAAAAAUAA
This is a messenger RNA of Chrysochloris asiatica (Cape golden mole), 948 nucleotides long. RefSeq names its product olfactory receptor 14K1-like. Lineage: Eukaryota; Metazoa; Chordata; Mammalia; Afrosoricida; Chrysochloridae. The coding region runs from base 1 to 948 and encodes 315 amino acids. Gene Ontology annotation, cellular component: membrane. The record is from RefSeq and is a predicted model, not a curated record. Gene Ontology annotation, molecular function: G protein-coupled receptor activity; olfactory receptor activity. The transcript has a single exon. Gene Ontology annotation, biological process: G protein-coupled receptor signaling pathway.